ACCACGGCUGAAACCAUGUCUUUGUCUGAAUGCAGUUGUAUUGACCCUCUGGGCAGAAUUAUCUUGGUUUUAAAGCUUUCAUUGUCUACGUUGAGUUUGUGCUCUGAAAAUUAGAGCCUAACAACCUGAAACACGACACUUCACAAACAUGCCGCAAUGCCAUGGCAUGCGACCACUCUCCCCACCCAGCCGUGCCUGCCAGACCUGGUAUGCAGACAGCUGUCCUACGACGACAGCGCACAUACACGCCUCGCUGGGGCAAAUUAAAACUUUAAAGAGCUCCAACAGGACAGCUGUGUGUGAGAGUGUGUGUGGUGUGGUGUUCAUUUCCCUGUCCACUUACCAGCUCUCUCAUUUCACUAGUAGAGGACUGAGGGAUUCAAGGACAUCUUCCCAUCCAGCGCUGCCAGACAGCCACAGAGCAGUACUACUGUAGACAGCCUGUAUCAAUAUCAAUUCAGCUGAGGUGUGAUUAUUGCUGGUUGAUCAGAUCAACCUAUCAUCUGCACCAGAUACCCAACACCCAGUGAGUCGGUGUUGCUGUAGUUAGCCACCAUGGGAGCCUACAUUGCCAAGAUGCUGCUGCCCACUGUUAGUAGCCUGGUGUUCCUGCCUGCAGCCAGCGUGGCCACCAAGAGAGGAUUCCACAUGGAGGCCAUGGUCUACUUCUUCACCAUGUUCUUCACCACGAUUUACCAUGCGUGUGAUGGGCCAGGCCUCUCCAUCAUAUGUUUCAUGAAGUAUGAGAUCCUGGAGUACUUCAGCGUGUACGGAACAGCCAUCUCGAUCUGGGUCACUCUGAUAGCUUUAGGGGAUUUUGAUGAGCCAAAGCGUUCUACUCUGACCAUGUUUGGGGUUUUGACCUGUGCUGUGAGGAUCUACCAGGACCGCUGGGGCUAUGGGAUCUACUCUGGACCAAUAGGAUCAGCAGUAUUCAUAAUCACUGUCAAAUGGUUACAGAAAAUGAAAGAGACAAGGGGCCUCUACCCCGAGAAGAGAGUAUAUACUCAACAGGUGGGACCAGGAUGCUGCUUCGGUGCCCUGGCUCUGAUGCUCCGCUUCUACUUCGAGGAGUGGGACUACGCCUAUGUCCACAGUUUCUACCACCUGUCUAUGGCGGUGUCCUUCGUGUUGCUGCUACCCAAAAAGAACCGCUACGCGGGGACCGACGGCAACCCCGCCAAGCUCAGCUGCUACACGCUCCUCUGCUGCACACCUUUUCCUGCUUCUACGAAGGAGAAGAAGGACAAGAAGAAGACCCCGUCUCGAAACAUUUGGACCAUUCCCACUGAGCGGCCUUGGACACGGGCCUGCAACUCACCAACUCUCCCUCUGUACAACCCACCUAGUACACCUGUUAAGAAAGCACUGGACAUCACUACAUCUGUUAAGAAAGGAUGGGAGAUCAUCAACACUACACCUGUUAAGAAAGGAUGGGAGAUCAUCAACACUACACCUGUUAAGAAAGCAUUGGACAUCAACACUACACCUGUUAAGAAAGCACUGGACAUCAACACUACACCUGUUAAGAAAGCAUUGGACAUCAACACUACACCUGUUAAGAAAGCACUGGACAUCAACACUACACCUGAUAAGAAAGCAUUGGACAUCAACACUACACCUGUUAAGAAAGCACUGGACAUCAACACUACACCUGAUAAGAAAGCAUUGGACAUCAACACUACACCUGAUAAGAAAGCACUGGAUUUCACUACGCCUGUUAAGAAAGGAUGGGAGAUCAUAAGUACUACACCUGUUAAGAAAGGACUGGACAACAGCACUAAAACUGUUAAGAGAGCACUGGACUUCAGCAGCAUUAAACCAGUUGAGAAGGGACUGGACAUCAGACUAGAUAUUAGCAGCACUAAACCUGUUCACAAAGGACUGGACAUCAGCAAGCUCAAAGAACAGAAUGGGUGGAAGUGACCCCACAAGACAGAUAAACUUUUAUGAGUCAGUUGGUCUUGGUGAUGUCCAGGGAGAAAGCAAAUAGAGAGAGAACGAUGUCAUACAAGACGGGGUUACAGGAACACAGACAUCAUCCACGAAGGUCAAGCCCUGGCCUGUGCCCCCAGGGAGACAAAGAGUAUGGCUGUCUCUUCUGUCUGUACAGAAAACAGGAGAGAAGCCCUUUACUUCAAAACAUGAGGAGAGUGACAGGGAGAAGGGUUCCUGAGGCAAGCCAGUAAAACUGACUGGAAAAUUUGUGAGUAGCACAGGCGGCAGACAUUUUUUCUCUCCAAGAUGAAUAAAUUGUCUUUCAAAUGUUUCUCAGGAGGGACCUUUCGUCUGCUGCUCUCUCUCUCUGAGAAAGGAACUAUGCAGUUAAAUUCAGUUAUGAAAAUUACAAGAUUGUAAAAGCACAUUUUACUCGCUUUAUAUAUCCCCUAGGUGCCAAACAUGUCAUCUGGUGCAUCAGACAUUUGAGUGCAGCAGAAUCCGGUCCAGACACUAGACUGUAAACCAACUGCAGUGUUUUAGAAUGUUUAGAAUGAGGUGGCAGGUAUUUAUUCCAAUAUAUUGAGUGACCAAGCAACUUCGACUUUGUAUCCUUCCUUUUCAGCCUCACUCUCGCUAAGCGUUUUCAUGAUGAACUUUACAUAAUGCUUAUUUAUUGCAAUGGGAAGGGUUUUAUUUAACCAUGACGGUUUCACUAUAAUGUAUGUAAUUAUUUUACAAAUAAAUAUUUG
Molecule: messenger RNA, 2690 nt
Organism: Oncorhynchus nerka (sockeye salmon)
Lineage: Eukaryota; Metazoa; Chordata; Actinopteri; Salmoniformes; Salmonidae
Exons: 6
Coding region: 556-1926 (456 amino acids)
Cellular component (GO): membrane
Source: RefSeq, a predicted model, not a curated record